This is a messenger RNA of Acinonyx jubatus (cheetah), 5237 nucleotides long. RefSeq names its product FERM domain containing kindlin 1 (gene FERMT1). Bases 948 to 3146 code for a protein of 732 amino acids. The transcript is spliced from 14 exons. Gene Ontology annotation, cellular component: focal adhesion. Gene Ontology annotation, biological process: cell-matrix adhesion; integrin-mediated signaling pathway. Gene Ontology annotation, molecular function: integrin binding. Lineage: Eukaryota; Metazoa; Chordata; Mammalia; Carnivora; Felidae. The record is from RefSeq and is a predicted model, not a curated record.
AAGGCAGAGUCCCCUGUUUAAAAAAAAAAAAAAAGAAAAGUAAAACAGAGCUGUCAUUUUAAGUUCAGCCAGUUUUGGAUUCCAGUGUUCCUAUUUCCCCCUGAAACAUGUCAGUUGUGAUACUGCUUAGCUCAUUUUUAUUCUUGUUCCUCGAAAGAGAGGAAAACUCUGAGUCUGAAGUUCUCACCCCAUCUGUGUUUUGAAGAGUGGGCUUUGUGUGUCUGUCAUUCCUGUUUUCAAUCUUUUACCAGAGUUUUGUCCAAAAACUUAAUUGAUGCACUGAAUUUACCAACUCUUAUAUAAUAUAAAAUGGUAACUCAAGUAAAUCAAAUACCUGGCAAUAAUUGUUAAUGACCUAUAUCUUUAUAUGCAUUUAAGGUAAAACUACAUAUUAUAUGACUGAAAUAGAAACUAUUUUGCUAUACUUUUGUUUUUUUAAUUUUCAUACCAGAAGAUGUCAUCAAUAUUUGUAGGAGGAAUGUAAUAAUAUACAUAGAUAGAUAAAGAUUUUCAUGGCAUCCUUUUCUAAAAUAAACUUUAUCGAGGCAUCAUUUGUAUAUAACAAAGGCAUCAAACUGUAUGUUUAAAAUCUGCAUUUCUGUGGUGAGCACAGCAUAACAUAGAGUUGUUGAAUCUUUAUAUUGUAUACCUGAAACUAAUGUAACAUUGUCAACUAUACUCAAAAAAGAAUCCGUGCAUUUUUAUUGCAUGCAAAUUAUACUUCCAUGAAAGUGAUUGUUUAAAAAGAUAUCAAGGAUUGCCAUGAUUUGUUGCCUAUUGCCACAGUAGUUCAGAGAAAGUCAAGAAAAGUCCAUAGAGACAGAAAAUGAAGGUUGAUGCAUUGGGCAGGCACAGAAAAAAAAUAGGUCCUGGGGGAAUAGAAAGAUAAAGUUACACAAAUCUGGAAAGCUUGAGACCUUAUAAGACUUUUUGUCUUCAAGGUUCAGAUGUUAAAUUUAAUAUUGAGUACUGGGAACCCUGCAGAGUUCCUGAAGAAGAGACUAAAAUGGAAGAAAGUUUUGCCCUGCAGGACGUACUGGCAAGCUCCUGUUUCCUUCUCACUUUCUGAUCCAUGUCUCACUUUUUGUCGGCAGACACCUGCUUUUGCCACGAUGCUCUCAUCCACGGACUUUGCAUCUGCUUCUUGGGAGCUCGUCGUCAGAGUUGACCAUCCAAAUGAGGAGGAGCAGAAAGAUGUCACAUUGAGAGUGGCUGGAGACCUGCAUGUUGGGGGGCUGAUGCUCAAGUUAGUAGAACAGAUCAACAUAUCCCAAGACUGGUCGGACUUUGCCCUUUGGUGGGAACAAAAGCAUUGCUGGCUUCUGAAAACACACUGGACCCUGGACAAAUAUGGAGUCCAGGCAGAUGCAAAGCUUCUCUUCACCCCUCAGCAUAAAAUGCUCCGCCUCCGCCUGCCAAAUGUGAAGACAGUGAGAUUGCGUAUCAGCUUCUCGGCUGUGGUUUUUAAAGCUGUCAGUGAUAUCUGCAAAAUCCUGAACAUUAGAAGAUCAGAAGAACUCUCCUUGUUAAAGCCUUCUGGUGACUAUUUUAAAAAGAAGAAAAAGAAAGACAAAACUAACAAGGAGCCCAUAAUUGAAGAUAUUUUAAAUCUGGAGGGGUCUCCAACGACUUCAGGUCCACCAGUAAGUCCUGGAUUAUAUAGUAGAACCAUGACUCCCACAUAUGAUCCCAUCAAUGGAACGCCGGCGUCAUCCACCAUGACAUGGUUCAGUGACAGCCCUUUGACCGAACAAAACUGCAGCAUCCUCGCAUUCAGCCAGCCCCCCCAAUCACCAGAAGCACUGGCUGAUAUGUACCAGCCUCGGUCUCUGGUUGACAAAACGAAGCUUAACGCAGGUUGGCUGGACUCCUCCCGUUCCCUUAUGGAACAAGGCAUCCAGGAGGAUGAACAGCUGCUGUUACGAUUUAAAUACUACACUUUUUUUGACUUGAAUCCCAAAUAUGAUGCUGUCCGAAUAAACCAACUCUAUGAACAAGCCAGGUGGGCCAUUCUCUUAGAAGAAAUUGACUGCACGGAAGAAGAAAUGAUGAUCUUUGCAGCGUUACAGUAUCACAUUAGCAAACUGUCAUUGUCAGCUGAAACACAGGACUUUACACAUGAGUCCGAGGUCGACGAAGUAGAAGCAGCACUUUCUAAUUUGGAAGUGACCCUAGAAGGUGGAAAAAUGGACAAUACCUUGGAGGACAUUACUGAUAUCCCUCAACUUGCAGAUAACCUCAAAUUAUUUAGGCCUAAGAAGCUAAUACUGAAAGCUUUCAAACAAUAUUGGUUCAUCUUUAAAGACACAUCUAUAGCCUACUUUAAAAAUAAGGAGCUUGAACAAGGAGAACCAGUAGAAAAACUAAAUCUGAGAGGCUGUGAAGUUGUGCCAGAUGUAAAUGUAGCAGGGAGAAAAUUUGGAAUCAAGUUACUAAUCCCUGUUGCUGAUGGUAUGAAUGAAGUGUAUCUCAGAUGUGAUCAUGAGAAUCAGUAUGCCCAAUGGAUGGCUGCCUGCAUCUUGGCAUCAAAGGGCAAAACCAUGGCAGACAGUUCCUACCAGCCAGAGGUUCUCAACAUCCUUUCAUUUUUGAGAAUGAAAAAUCGGAACUCAGCAUCUCAGGUGGCUUCCAAUAUCGAAACCAUGGACAUAAACCCGGAAUGUUUUGUGUCGCCUCGGUGUGCAAAAAAACACAAGUCUAAGCAGCUGGCAGCCCGGAUUCUAGAAGCCCACCAGAAUGUGGCUCAGAUGCCCCUGGUCGAAGCCAAGCUGCGGUUCAUCCAGGCAUGGCAAUCUCUACCUGAAUUCGGCCUCACCUACUACCUUGUCAGAUUUAAAGGAAGCAAGAAAGAUGAUAUUCUGGGAGUUUCCUAUAAUAGGUUGAUUAGAAUCGAUGCAACCACUGGGAUUCCAAUUACAACAUGGAGAUUCACAAAUAUGAAGCAGUGGAAUGUAAACUGGGAAAUCCGGCAGGUGGCAAUCGAAUUUGACCAGAAUGUCUCCAUUGCGUUCACCUGCCUGAGUGCGGAUUGCAAAAUUGUGCAUGAAUACAUCGGUGGCUACAUUUUCCUGUCCACCCGGUCCAAGGACCAGAAUGAGACACUUGAUGAGGACCUGUUCCACAAGUUGACUGGUGGUCAGGACUGAAGCAAAACAGAUCUGCCUACACAGACAGUGAGCCAAGGAUGGUCCUCCCUGGACAUAUGGGAUCCUUGGCCCACCCAAUGUGUAGAGUCCAGACUGACAGACAACCAUAUACUUACCGCUGGUCACUCAGAUGAGGAUCCUUGCCUCAUUUCAAACACACUGCCUAGCAUAUCCCUUUCCUUUCUUUGCCCUGUCCUACCAGUAACAGAGGAGGCCUCAGAUGCCUUUUCUGUAAAAUGGGUAGGUAGAAGACAGGCUAAUACUACUAUAUCCCAGUAUGUAGCUACAGUUCUGUGACUUCCAGAACCUGCGAGUGUAUGGCUAGAAGUCACCAGUGUGCCUUUCUGCUCCGUUGCUAAGUCAGCGGAAAGACAGAAAGGUUAAAAGCACAUGUAGCCAAGGAUCUACCUUAUUCCCUAACUCAGGUACAAAAAGAAAUCUGUCUUUCCUUAACAGAACUGCUUUUAGUUCCCAUAUUAUGAAAAUGGCAGAGGGAGUCCACACUCACACUUUUUCCCUUAUAGGUCAAGGUCUGGGGGAGGGGAGGGGAGAGGUGGGGGUACCUGGUACUAGUUGGUGACAAGGGGUCAGAGCAGUGGCCUGCAGUGUCAUCAGUUCACAGUGACUUCUGCAGAGGUGACUGCUGACCCAUCUGGUCUUGGACAUCGGUCCCCUCAGGUUACUGCUGCCACCUGCAGCUCCUUUUCCAUUCCUCGGCCACCUUUAAGUCCUUCCUGAUGACACGGGUGACAUAGAGGAACAGGGAAAUCCAUUCCUCAACCCAGCUGCAUGUCUCAGCUGCUUCUACUCUGAGCUGGGGCUCAGGAAGAUGGGUCUAGUUCUCUCUGUUCAUAAAAACCACCUCCCUGCAUCCAGGCUUACAAUGGGGUCUCCGUCCCAGCUGGUCAUGGAGAGAAGGACAAACCUCUUCUCCAAGAUCACCAAGUUCAGGGGUUGAUGGCUUCCUCACUGGCUUCCAUCUACAUUUGGUAAAUUAGGAGCUGAUAAUAGACCUUUUUUUUUUCUUUUUGCUCUUGUCAUCUCUACCUCCAGACAUGAGCGUGAGCCAAUUAAUAACUGCCCUCAAUUGUCAUUUUCUGUUUUGGUUUGUCAGCUUUGGGAGGAAUGGGUUUUGAGAAGGAAAGAAGCAGUAUCAGGGGUAGUGGGUAAUAUCAGAUAGCAUUUAAUUAUGUUUUUAUAAAUGUUCUCCUGUCACAAAAAGGACUUGGGUUGCCAGGGUAAAGCAGAGGGUCCAUUUCCAUUUUGAAAUUCUUUCAAGAUCCACUGUGCUUUAUUUUCCAACUAAGACAUUUGAGAAGAGAGAUCUCCACUGCUCCAGGAACCACAUUAAGACAGCCCUGUCUAGGGAACCCCAGGCCCUGAGCUGGAAGCUGUUGCUUGAAAGUCCUCUUUCAGCCCCUCCUUUAGAGGUCAAUGUUCAUGAAAACUCCCCAGGCACCAGCUGAACUUCCAAGGCCCAGCUUAAAUCUAGGAAGUGGCUUAGGCACUUGGAAAGUCUGGUCCACAUCAUAAAGAACUUUGCUUGAAAUGUCUUCUAUACAAACUAGUGCUGAGCAUACUGUUUUACUUGGUGUUGGUCAUUUCUACAUAGUCUUAGGCUCUAUUAUUUUAGAACCUAAGUCAGGUCUUUAAUAUGAUGUCAGGCCCUAGGUUAAAAUAAUGCUGCUUGAGGCCACAUGUCACCUGUCUGCUGCGAAGCACAGCUCUACAUAACUUAACCAGAGCUGGACCUUCAGUAUAACUCUCUUCCUUGGCUUUCCAUGGUUGCCUGACAUUUCUAUGAAAACACUCAAAGGAGGUGACUGGUCUUCACCAAACUUUCCAGGGAACACUUCUUCCAUGACUAUACGACCACAUCCCAAGUGUGACCACCAAAGCCUAAAUGCUGCUAUUCCCAGGAGCAAUGUAAGGACUCUUUACACUGGGUGCAAAAGGUCAUCUGACUUCCUAUGAUGAAAUUUUAAAUUAACGUGUCUUUCAGCCUCCUUCGCUUUCUUAUCUAUACUAGAUGGGAAAAUCUGCAUUUUUUACUAUUUUUAUGAAUUUUUUUAAUUAAAAGCUUUAUCUGGA